Molecule: messenger RNA, 1781 nt
Organism: Camelus dromedarius (Arabian camel)
Lineage: Eukaryota; Metazoa; Chordata; Mammalia; Artiodactyla; Camelidae
Product: nuclear RNA export factor 2-like
Exons: 20
Coding region: 65-1756 (563 amino acids)
Biological process (GO): poly(A)+ mRNA export from nucleus
Cellular component (GO): cytoplasm; nucleus
Molecular function (GO): protein binding; RNA binding
Source: RefSeq, a predicted model, not a curated record
CCCUCGUUAUGAGCGUGGUGGAUGUGAGCGUCAGCCUUCACACCUCCAGGAGGAUGAUGGAAACAUGGUGAUGAGGGAUGUCCAGGAGGACCCCCAAGGGAGACACACUCUGUAUACCACCUACCGGAACAAGAGGAGAGUGAGAUGUCAUAGUGAAGGCCGCAUCCGUGUUACUGUGUGGAGAGAUAGAAAACCUCUGCGGAGAGAAAUGAGAGAGAACACACAAGAUGGAACCCCAGGGAGCUGGUUCAAGAUCACAAUUCCUUAUGGGAUAAAUUAUGACAAGAUGUGGCUAAUGAACUCAAUCCAGAACCAAUGCAGUGUCCCUUUCACUCCAGUGGAUUUCCACUAUGUGAAAAACCGGGCUCGGUUCUUUGUCCAGGGUGCUAGCACUGCCUCUGCAUUGAAGGAUGUCAGCUACAAGAUUUGUGAUGAGGAGAAUGAAAAGGUGGCUAUCUUUGUCAAUCCCUCUACUGUUCCCUACUCUGUGCUGAAUAAGUUGGAGCCAAAAGAAAUGGAGCAGCUAAAGCUGACUUUGAACAAACGAUAUAAUGUCUCCCAGCAAGCCCUUGACCUCCAGAAUCUCCGCUUUGACCCAGACUUGGUGGGCCAUGAUAUUGAUAUAAUUCUGAAUCGAAGAAACUGCAUGGCUGCCACCCUGCAGAUCAUCGAAAAGGAUUUCCCUGAGCUGUUGUCCUUGAACUUGAGCAGCAACAAGCUGUACCAUCUGGAUGGCCUGUCUGACAUUAUACAGAUGGCCCCCACAGUCAAGAUUCUGAACCUCUGCAAAAAUGAGCUGAAGUCAGCCUGGGAGUUGAGCAAGAUGAAAGGGCUGGAUCUUGAAGAGCUGUGGUUGCAAGGAAACCCACUGUGUGGCACCUUCCCAGACCACUCCACCUACAUAAGCUCCAUCCUGGAAUUGUUCCCCAAGUUAUUACGCUUGGAUGGACAAGAGUUGCCCUCACCAAUUAUGAUUGACACUGAUGUCCCUUACUUAAUAAAGCCCUGCAAGGAAAGCAGUGAAGGAUCUGAUGAGCUGAAGAGUCUGAUCCUGCAAUUCCUGCAGCAGUAUUACUUGAUCCACGACUCUGGAGACCGACAGGAUCUCCUGGGUGCUUAUCACGACGAGGCCUGCUUCUCCCUGACCAUUCCCUUCAACCCCGAGGACCCAGCCCCGAACAGCUUGCGGGAGUACGUCAAGGACAGCAGGAAUAUGAAGAAGCUCAAGGACCCCUACCUGCGGGUCCAGCUGCUGAAACACACAAAACGUGACAUUGUGCGCUCCCUCUGCCUGUUGCCCAAAACUCAGCAUGACCUCAGCUCCUUCGUGGUGGACAUGUGGCUCCACACGAACACGAUGCUCUGCUUCUCUGUCAACGGGGUGUUCAAGGAAGUGGAAGGAAGGUCUCAGGGUUCUGUUCGUGCCUUCACCCGGACCUUCAUCGCUAUCCCUGCCAGCCCUUCCAGUCUGUGCAUCGUGAAUGACGAGCUGUUUGUGAGGGAUGCCUCCCCCAGUGAGCCUCAGAGUGCGUUCUCCAUCCCAGUGCCUACACUCACCUCCAGCUCCGUGCACACCGGCUCCCGGGAGCAGCAGGAAAUGGUGCAGGCUUUCUCCACCCAGUCUGGGAUGAAACUCGAGUGGGCUCAGAAGUGCCUUCAGGACAAUGACUGGAACUACACCAGAGCUGGUCAGGUCUUCACUACGCUCAAGGCCGAGGGCAAGAUCCCAGAGGAGGCCUUCAAACAAAUCCCCUAAAAGGAGCCCUUGGAUGACGUCUUUG